Messenger RNA from Wasmannia auropunctata (little fire ant), 3173 nucleotides. RefSeq lists its product as uncharacterized. The record is from RefSeq and is a predicted model, not a curated record. Lineage: Eukaryota; Metazoa; Arthropoda; Insecta; Hymenoptera; Formicidae. The transcript is spliced from 3 exons. Bases 27 to 2177 code for a protein of 716 amino acids. Gene Ontology annotation, cellular component: chitin-based extracellular matrix. Gene Ontology annotation, molecular function: structural constituent of chitin-based larval cuticle.
AGAACAUUCACCGCAUCCGCGGUAACAUGGUUUCCAGUUCCAACAAGAUGACGCCAUGGCUGAUGGCAUUCCUCUGCCUGGUGACGGCCGGCUGCACGAACGUUACGGACCAGCAGCCAUCGGAAACGAAUCAUGAUCAUCAAGUGGCGAUCUUGAAGCAGAUCAGAAAGGUGAACGAAGACGGCUCUUAUACGUAUGGCUACGAAGCCGGCGAUGGAUCAUUCAAGGUCGAGAGUCGCGACGUUCUGGGCAACAUUAAAGGCACGUUCGGUUUCGUCGACGCCGACGGCGAGAUAAAGAGGGUCUCGUACUCCUCGUCGAACGGGACGGGCUUUAAAGCAACUACCAUGUCGCCAUUGCAGGAACACGUGUCGGUCGUGCAAAGUAUACCACGCAUUAAUCGUACGUCAACCACGAAAAGACCGAGCAUCGUGUACGCCACGUCGACGGAGUCGUCGACCAGGCCGUCAGUGGUACAGUCGAUUCCUCGGACGAGGAAGCCGACUACCAGUACUACUACAACGACCACAAGCACCACUAGCACGGAGGCACCAAAGACGAUAUUUGGGCACUACUUGAAAGGCACGGCGAAGAGCAGACCGCGCUUCGUCAUCAAUGGCCAACAGAGACCGAUCGUCAUAGAAGAAGACACCGAAGACGAGGACUCGCAGAUCAAUCGACCCAGUACGGAUGACAAGAGCGGCGCCUAUCGAAGGAUCAUCUUUGCCAAGCGACCGAUCGAGCACAGCCUCCCGCCGAUCUCCGAGGAUUUCGUGGAGAAGGAAGACGACGCCAAGAUCACGACGGGGAACAACUUGAGGAGGCAGUUGCACGACGAGACAACCAAAUCGAGUUCCGCCAUUGUCGACGACGGCGACGAUCAUUCCGAUGUCUACGGCGGUUCCUUGUCCACGACGCGCCCGUUGUUCACCACGUCGUCUCCGUCGCGCGUUCUCCAGAGGAUUUCCACUACCUCGCGCACAGAACGACCGAAGUUCUUCGUUAAUCGUCAAGAAAACCUGGGAGCGGGCGGUCGAUUCGACAGUCCGAAGUACGAGGCGGAGACGAAGUCUCCCCAGGAGGAGCGCACGGCAACCACUCAGCAGAUCUUGCUUCGCACUUCUACACCCAGAGUACCGACGGAGACCCGACAGGACUACGUCAGACAGGCCGCCGAGCCUGUCUUCGUGAGACCGCAGUCCGAGCAGUAUCUGCGGGAAUUGCCGCCUAGGCUACUCGUCCCGUCCCAGCAGGGCAACCUCGAGGAGGACGGAGGCGUCUACCGAGCGAUACCGAUCGGCAGGAUCCUGCUGCGGCCUCCGCCGAAUCAUCAGCCGGUCUACUCGUCCACGACGGACGCCAACGUUCAUUACCUGACGGAGAAUCCCGUGCCCGAUCCCGAGGACGAGGCGCGGAUCGCGAUAAACAUGAACUACAUGCGUCCGCGUCCCGUGCGACCGCUGAUCUAUCCGGAUCCCGAGCAAAGAGGACGGCCGAUUCUGCGACCGAUUCCCGCGAUAGCUCAUCCUGAAGACAGGGACUAUUCGACCACCACGCCCAGCGACUAUCCUUCUUACCGGACCGGCGCACUGCCGCUGCCUCCGGAGCCGCCGAAUCCGAUCGCGCCGCCUCUGAGCCGACGAGACUUCCAGAUGCUGCUGAGGAGGCUGCUGGUGAGCCAAUACGGCGUGCAAGCCCUGCAAUACCCGAAGAGCUUCCUCGAAGACGCCUUGUACGAUCAGCAGCCGUAUCCUUCGUACCCGGCGGGCUAUCAGGCGCCGCUACCGCGAUCCGAACUCGCGUACGACCAGCAGGCGCAGUACGGCGACCGAGUGCCCCUGAGACGUCCGCUGUACCCCCGGGCCCUCAGCCCGCUCUAUCAUCCCCAGUACGACGAUUACCACGACAGAUAUCCCAAGAGAGUGUACAGGCAGAAAUUCUACACGCAGGACGUGGCCGACGAGAACGACGAGGUUCUACCGGCGCCCAUCAGGGAAGCCUUGCUGCUGCGAAUGGUGAAUCUGGCGAUUAACACCGAACGUUCGACGAUGGUUCCAACGACCAUGAUGACCACCACGACGCCGGCGUCAAGAUACAGGAAGACCGGUCCAAUCAGGAGCGUGCAGAUCAUUACGGACGACGAAGAGGAGGAAAAGGAUAUGAGAAAGAAGAUGUAACGACAACGAGCGGGUUAGAAGUAGUUAGGCAUUACGAAGAAAUAUCGCAAGUAUAAAGUACGAAUUAAAUUAUUGUAGAAUUUUAACUAAUUAUUAAGAUGUUCUUUUUUUUACAAGACGAGAAAUACGUCCAUUUUUACCAUUACUAAUUAUCCUGGAACGGUAUCGAAUUUCUCACGAUAGCAUAUUUAAGCAUGACGAAGCGGCUUACGUCAACGAUAACCUUUUUUCUUUCAUAGUCGAACGAACGGAUAUGUCCGUCUGCGUGUAAAGACCAAUGUCUUACACGCAACGGACGCACUUCGUGUCGUUAAUGAAUCGAAUCGGUUUUGCGAAAGGGAAAUCGUUGCUGCGCAGCCCGACCGAUUUUCUGCACGAUAGCUUCCCAACAUCUGUUGACGCGCAUAUUUACCGUGGCAUUAGAGUAGGUGCAUCAGUGUGUACGACCGACUGAGAAAUAUUGUUAGCUAAUUAAAUUUCUUUUUCUUAAGCGCAGACAUUAUUUUCUCAUACAUUUAUCUUCCAGGUAUCGCAUGACAUUUUUCUCACGCUGCUGGGAUCCGCGUUAAAAAAAACAUGUCGUUUAAAAGUAAUAUGAGGGAAGAAUGUUGAAAUAACAAAAUCACCAGUGAAUGAUAUUCCAGUUGAGGAACAGCUUUAAUUUGCAGUUGCAUGAUAAUUAUAUUAUGACGACUAGCAUACGAUAAUUGUUAUCCGGCUUGGAAAAAUAUAUUUAUAUAUCCCUUAGAAAUCGAAAAAUGGACGUUUAUUGGUCAAUAGUCAAUCACUGGUGCAUCUGUCCUAAGCGAUUAUUCGAAUGAAAUCUCUUUCACGAGAGAUACCCUCUCCGUUAACACACGGACAACACACCAGCGAAAGCUCUAGAUCCUAAGACAUCUCUAGCGUGCCCCCCCUGCUUACGACUGUAAAUACGGCGUUACGUAAGAGACAUAGUGUGAUAUAUACGCAUCGAAAUAAAGAAAGAGUCGGACGGUA